Messenger RNA from Amphibalanus amphitrite, 2101 nucleotides. Its product is annotated as threonine aspartase 1-like. Gene Ontology annotation, molecular function: threonine-type endopeptidase activity. The coding region runs from base 270 to 1469 and encodes 399 amino acids. The transcript is spliced from 9 exons. Gene Ontology annotation, biological process: protein maturation. The record is from RefSeq and is a predicted model, not a curated record. NCBI's taxonomy places the organism in Eukaryota, Metazoa, Arthropoda, Thecostraca, Balanomorpha, Balanidae.
GGCGUCCGGUGUUUGAGUGCCGGAGAGGUCUGUGGGGUACAUUAUCAUUAUUUUACCUUAUUCUAAUUGGAGAUACCUGUGCCUCGUCCUUAACCGUACCGUUUGCCGUCGACCGUCACUGGCUCCGUAACGCGAGCAGAGUUUACGUUUACUGGAUGUGCUUUUUAAUUUUUAUCUUAGCUCAUCGCCUCGAUUGAGAUUCAUGAGAAGGUUGCCAAGAGCCAGUUGAUGUAAAGGGAAUAGUUAAGUGAUAACCCUUGUCUUUCAGUAUGCCACAUAAUGGAGUUAUCAUUGUUCAUGUUGGAGCUGGCUACCACAGCCAGAGCAAGGUGUCCGAGUACCGAAAGGCAUGCUCGGACGCGCUUCUCAAGGCGGUGCAGCUGCUGCGCGCCGGUGUCGAGGCGGCCGCCGUGGCCGCCGAGGCCAUCUCCGUGCUGGAGGCGGCGGCGUGUACAAACGCCGGGCGCGGCUCGAACCUCACGCUGGACGGCACGGUCGAGUGUGACGCCGGCCUGAUGGUGGACCGCGGCGCCGGCGGCCGGUUCGCCGGUGUCGGCGCCGCGCCCCGGCUGGCCCACCCGGUGCGCGUGGCGCUGAGAAUGCUGGAGGUGCAGCAGAGAGGACUCUCGCUCGGCAGGGAGCCGCCAAAUCUACUGGUGGGCGAGGGCGCCGUGCGGUGGGCCGAGGCGCAGUCGCUGCCAGUCAGUCCGGCCAGCCACCUGGUGACCCCCGAGGCACAGCGGCGCUACGACAAGUACCGCCGGUCGCUGGACGAGGUCGACCGAGAGCGGACGGCCGACCGGAAGCGGCCCCGGUUGGAGGCGGCAGACGAGACGGACAGCGAGCUCCGUGACACGGUGGGUGCCGUGGUCCUGGACUGUUCGGGUCACAUCGCAGCCGCCUCCUCCAGCGGCGGCAUCAUGCUCAAACACCCCGGCAGAGUCGGACAGGCGGCGGUGUUUGGCUGCGGCUGCUGGGCGGACGCGGCCGCCACCACUGGUCGGUACGGCGUGGGCGUCUCCACCUCCGGCACCGGCGAACAGCUCGUGAUGAGCUGCCUGGCGCGGCGCGUGGCGGCCGAAAUCAGCCGCUCCGAGCACGCCAUCCAGGGACUCCAGCUGGGACUCAAACGAGGAUUCUUAGGUUCCCACUACGUCCCGCCGAGCAGCCAGCGUCUGGCGGGGGCCAUCGCGCUCCGACACGACCCCGGCCUCGGCGCCGUGGACGUAUCCUGGGGACACUGCACCGCCAGCUUCGUCCUAGGGUAUAUGGCCGCCAACUCCGACAGUCCUCAGACACUCUGCUCGCGACUACCGCCGGAGGGCACGCCGGGCGCCACAGUGCUCUCUCAGGCAGUCUCCAUACGCUGCGGACCCUGUGCCGAGCACGAGCCGCGCGACCGUCCGGCGAGCGGCGCCGAGUGGGCGGCGGGGGGAGCUGACGGCGAGCAGGGCGCGCCCGGACUCUGACGGAGCCGGGGAUAGACGAGCGCUGGUACAAACCGACACGGGUGCCGCCGACCGACGGGCCAACACGACAGGGAUCUCCCGCCCGCUCCGCGGCUACGCUGAGUCGCGUCCUGACACGCACAGUGUUAUAUCUUGACAUGCGUCGUGUCGCCGGCCGGCCGCGGAAUCGACAAGAGUGUCCUCACAGAUGUGACUCUCAAGGCGGUCGGCCUAAGCCACCCGGUGGAACUAUGCAGCCGUGUAGUGCCAACACCCACAUCGCACUUCGUUUCUGCUGAACGUCUGACAGCGCACACUGGAUUCCGGACUACCUCAGCUGCGUCGCAGCGCCGCGCCGCCGGUCAGCACCUCAUCUGUGUGUUAGGGACUCGGUGAUUGCGACGGUGACCUAGAGAAGACUUGAGACUGGGAUCGGGGCGAAUCUCCCCCCCGGUGCGGGCCGACAGAACGGGCUUCGUGCAGCGAGCUUAGCCGGACGGUUCGUGGACGGUUGUUAGGGCAGAGUGGUGGCGCCAAACAAGGGCAUCCAUACGUCAGUUUUACUGGCGGAAUUACGAGUACCUUUUACUGAGUUCGCGCCCGCGUCGUGUUGUAAUGUCUGACAAAAUACAGCCAUUGCUGCCAUGCCUCCA